Molecule: messenger RNA, 779 nt
Organism: Prorocentrum cordatum
Lineage: Eukaryota; Dinophyceae; Prorocentrales; Prorocentraceae
Source: the annotation of a GenBank genome assembly
CGGCCCCGCCCAGCUCCCCCCCUGCCGCGCGCGGCGGCGGCGCGGCGGGCAGCUCCGGGGGCGCGCGGCUGCGGCCGGCGGCUGCAGCCGUCAGCCACCUGCCCAAGGGCAGAUGGCUCCCAGCCGAUGACGUGGGCUCGGCGACCUGCGGCGCACGACGGCUCUGAUCCCCUGCGCGCCCAGGCAUGUCGCGCCUCUGCUGGGCGCCGGGGCGCCAGGGGGUGUACGCGGCCUUCGGCGCGUCGGUCUACGGCUUCUCGUGGAGCCUGGAGGACGAGCAGCUGCGGCACAACCUCACAAUCGAGGGCUUCACGGACGAGUGCAGGAUCGUCGUGGAGGGCCCGGCGGGGCUGCUAGCUGUGGCCGACGGCACCAGCCUGUGCAUCGCGGAUCCCGGGAUGCACGAGAGGCGCAUCGUCGCGUGCGUGCAGGACGCCCACGGCGGGCAGCAGGUGUUCGCGCUGGCGUGCGACGCCUCCACGGGGCUCCUGGCGAGCUCCGGCCGCGACAAGAGCAUCAAGGUCUGGAGGGUGCACGGCCACUCGGCCACGCUGCUGGCCACCACGGUGGAGGCACACGCGGACUGGGUCCUGGCCCUGCAGGUCUGCGAGGCCUCCGAGACGGUGCUGAGCACGGGCAUCGACGGGGUGAUCUCGGCCUGGCGGCUCGCGGGGGGCGCCCUGACGCCGAUCGCCCAGGCCGCGGACCCUGGCCGCGAGGGUGUCCUCUCGCUGCAGCUCUGGCCGGAAGGGGGGCUCGUGGCGAGCGCCGGGCAGGAC